Salvelinus namaycush (lake trout) is the source of this 2255-nucleotide messenger RNA. RefSeq names its product histone deacetylase 8 (gene hdac8). Bases 174 to 1307 code for a protein of 377 amino acids. Gene Ontology annotation, molecular function: histone deacetylase activity. NCBI's taxonomy places the organism in Eukaryota, Metazoa, Chordata, Actinopteri, Salmoniformes, Salmonidae. The transcript has 11 exons. The record is from RefSeq and is a predicted model, not a curated record.
GCUUUUAAUUUUUUUUAUUAUUUUUACAUAAGUUCCGGGUAGCACGGUUUCCGUUUGGUCCAGGGAAUGUUGAUAGUGGGACACCAUCUGCAUUUGUGCAGAAACUAGCUGUCUCAGACACAUGUUUACUUAUUUCAAGCGUUUUAUCCACAGAACUACACUAACUAACAUAAAUGAGUUGUAAAGGAGACUCAAAUGACUCUCCUUCCAAACGCAAAGUGGUGUAUGUCUAUAGUCCUCAAUACACCGAGACAUGCGACUCGCUAUCAAAAGUCCCCAACCGGGCAAGUAUGGUGCAUUCACUCAUAGAAGCUUAUGGUUUACUUCAACACAUGAGUGUUGUGAAGCCCCGUGUUGCGACCAUUGAGGAGAUGGCCAAGUUCCACACAGACGCCUACCUGGAGCACCUCCAUAAAAUCAGCCAGGAUGGAGACAAUGAUGACCCCCAGUCCGGGGACUUUGGCCUGGGUUAUGACUGCCCGGUGGUGGAGGGUAUCUAUGACUAUGCUGCAGCGGUCGGUGGUGCCACCUUGACGGCUGCCCAGUGCCUGCUGGACAAGAGGGGUGAGGUGGCGAUCAACUGGGCAGGAGGCUGGCACCACGCCAAGAAGGAUGAGGCAUCAGGCUUCUGUUAUGUGAAUGAUGCUGUGCUGGGGAUUCUCAAGCUGAGAGAGAAAUACGAGAGAGUUCUUUAUGUGGAUGUGGACCUUCAUCAUGGAGAUGGUGUGGAAGAUGCCUUCAGUUUUACCUCCAAAGUGAUGACUGUGUCUCUACACAAGUUCUCCCCCGGAUUCUUCCCAGGUACAGGGGACCUGUGUGACACAGGGAUGGGCAAAGGAAGAUGGUACGCUGUCAACGUCCCUCUGGAUGACGGCAUCAAAGACGACAGAUAUUUCCACGUCUUCACCAGUGUGAUGCAGGAAGUGCAGGCGUUGUUUAACCCGGAAGCAGUAGUGAUGCAGCUGGGAGCUGACACCAUGGCCGGGGACCCCAUGUGUUCCUUCAACAUGACUCCUGUAGGGGUGGCCCAGUGUCUUUGCCACGUACUAGACUGGCACCUACCCACACUGCUGUUGGGAGGAGGUGGGUAUAACCUAGCCAACACGGCCCGUUGUUGGACCUACCUGACUGGGGCCGUACUGAGACAAACACUGGCCUCUGAGAUACCUGACCAUGAGUUCUUCACAGAGUACGGUCCUGAUUACUCUCUAGAGAUCAGUCCCAGCUGUCGACCGGACCGCAAUGAGACCAAACAGCUGGACAAGGUCAUCUCCACCAUCAAAGGGAAUUUGAAGAAUGUGGUUUAAGAGCGGAGUCAUGUUUCCAAUCAGGGCCUCCUGGGGUAAUGAACACACACACGCCAGGCUGAUGAAGACCGUAUGUUGGAGCUCCAUCCUUUGCCAACGGGGAGGAGAGGGAGAUGUUGGAGUGUGUGUUGUGGGGGGGUGGAGCAGGAGCAAUGUGGAAAAACAUGACUUGAAUGUUUCCAGGAGGACGUUUUAUUGUAGGGGACGAGGAGGAGGGUAGGGUGCUGAUGUUGCCAGUUUGCUGUUGGUCUGUUUCCGUUUUGUCUUUGUAUAUAUAUUUUUUUUUUAACUGUGGGGAGGAGAUUUGGGUUCGACUAGCCAUGGACCAGACUGAGAAUUUCUGCUCUAAAAAUGGCUUCCAGGGCCCGUAUUCCCACAGGGUCUGAGUAUGAAUGCUGAUCUAGGAUCAGAAUUUGAAGAUUAUUUUUUGUCUUUUAGAUCAUAAUGAAUAAGAUUGCAUGGCCCAUAAUUCCUACCUUGUUCUAUUUUGCUUCUAAAUGUUCAGUUUAGAACCUAGGCUAUGGGUGGGUUUUAAUAUUAGACUUAAAUGUGUACAUAUUUAGGUGUGGGAAACAUUUAGGGUGGGCUAUGUUAAGAUUUGUGCUAAACGAGUAAAGCAGACAUGUCGCGGGCUAGUGUUACCUCUUUAGCUGCUUCCCUGGUGCUGAAUGUUCAUGCCUCCCUGGGGUGAGUUUCCCAAAAACAAAGAUAAUCUUCAGCAUUAAGAUAAUCUUACACCCCAUAUAAGAGUAUCCUGACAAGAACUUUGAUGUUUUAUGAUCUUAGUGCUACAGAUGAUCUUCACUACAUGAGUGCAGUACUUUUCUGGAGCUUUAUAUGGGCAUUUUUCUUAACUGAACAAAAAUAUAAGCGCAACUAUUUCAAAGAUUUUACUGAGAUACAGUUCAUAUAAGGAAAUCAGUCAAUUGAAAUAAAUUAGACCCUAAU